Anopheles nili is the source of this 4683-nucleotide messenger RNA. RefSeq names its product protein expanded (gene ex). The transcript is spliced from 5 exons. NCBI's taxonomy places the organism in Eukaryota, Metazoa, Arthropoda, Insecta, Diptera, Culicidae. Gene Ontology annotation, biological process: positive regulation of hippo signaling. Bases 1 to 4683 code for a protein of 1560 amino acids. The record is from RefSeq and is a predicted model, not a curated record. Gene Ontology annotation, cellular component: cytoplasmic side of apical plasma membrane; cytoskeleton.
AUGCGAGCUUUUUGUACCGUCAGCGCGCCCUUAGAGGUUUGCGCACCACCUUCCCGACCUCUGCCUCCGGGUACCAGAUUUCUAGCUUUAAAAUUAUUGGGAACGCCGCAGCCACGCACACUCUUUUUCCUAGUCGAAGCAAAAAGUCGCGUACGCGAAGUAUACGCACAAACAUGCCAUCACUUCUCGAAGCAAGGCAUGCUGGACACCGAGCUGUUUGGCCUGGCCGUACUAAUAGAUGGCGAGUACCUGUUCGCCGAUCCCGAGAGCAAACUGUCCAAGUAUGGUCCAAAAAGCUGGCGUUCCUCGCACACUCAUGGCCUGGACGGCAACGGGAAACCUCUCCUGGAGCUACACUUUCGUGUGCAGUUCUACAUCGAGAGCCCGCUUAUGCUACGUGAUGAAGUCUCCCGGCACAACUACUACCUGCAGCUGAAGUACAACGCCGUCAACCGGGAGCUGCCGAAGGAGUGCUCCGAGCAGAGUCUACUGCUGCUCGGUGGUCUCUCUCUACAAGCCGACCUUGGGGACAGUGUGCAAGAGGAGAAUACCUCCACUGGCGCUGUUGUCACGUCAGUAGCAGGUCCUUCUUCCUCGGUGUCUGCUGCACCGACGGUAUUCGGCGCAAGUUGUCCACCAGUCGGUUCCUCGAAAACCGGUGGCAAUGGCACCAACAGUACCAGCAGCAGUAGCAGCAGCAGUAGCAGCACUAGCAGCAGCAGUACUGCCAGCAACAGCAGCACAACAACCACCACCAACAGCAGCAGUUGCAGUGGUAGCGCGACCAGCACCAAUCUAAGUUCCAUCUCAACCACCUCACCGAACCCAUCCGGGGCAUCUUCAUCAGUUUCGUCGGCCUCAACGACUGCAGCAGUUGCAACCAGUGCGCCAGCUAGUGGAGCACCUUUGCUGAAUGCUACUGUUGCUGCUUCACCGGUGGUUGGCCAACCUUGUCCAACAACCGAUGGUGGCAACAAUGGCACUUCUGCCGAGUACUUCCGCCCGGAAGAAUACCUCAACGCGACGUUACGAUCAAACUGGGGAGUCGCGGCUGUCAGCUCGUGCCACCGGGAAAAUCGCGGAUUAUCGCGAGCUGACGCCGAGACGCACUACAUCCGGGAAGCGUGCAACCUGAAUGAAGCCAUCAACGCGCACGUAUUCCGGAUGAAGCAGUCGAAGAGCGAAACCGGACUCGGAGCGGUUGCACUCAGCAUCUACGCUAAGGGUAUCCGGAUCUCGACGGAUGGUACCUCGACGGCCACCACGUUCCACUGGCCGCACAUCAGCAAGCUCAGCUUCGAUCGCAAGAAAUUUGAGAUCCGCUCGGGUGACAGCAAGAUCCUGCUCUACUCGAACAACGACGACAAGAACAAGAUGAUCCUGGCGUUGUGCCGUGAGACGCAUCAGUUCUCGAUGAAGAUCGCACCUCGCCUGACGGAAGCGAUCAAGCGUGAAGAAGAGGAGAGUAGCUGCAUCCACGGGUAUCCGUAUCUGUACUCGCGGGCACUUAACCUACCGUACAAGAGCAAAAGCGAUCAGCGCAUUUCGGUGAUCUCGAGUACGAGUUCCAACACGACCUCGGGCAUUGUUAGUGACCGAGUACACUCUGAGGAUGAGCUCGAGAUCAUGAUCAAUACGCCACCGACGGCGACGCUUGCAGCGCCCUCUACCGAGAGCCUCGCGUUAGCACAUUUGCUCGAUUGCCCGAGCGUGUCCCGCCAGACGUCCUCCGUUGGGCAGGUCUCGUUACAGGACCUCGAAGGUACGCUAGCUGCUCUGUCCGUGAGCCGAUCGAGCAAACCGAUCAACACCGCGAAUGGUUCCGCAGCCAGCGAUAAUGGUAGCGUGGAAACGAAGCCAGAUCGACCCGGCAAGGAUUGUGAUUCGUCACCAUCCUCACAACACAACAUCGGCUCGCAGUGCUCGUCGACCUGCAGCACGGUUGUGGUGGCCACAGACUGCCUCAGCCUGCCGCAGAGUUCGACUGCAACCAGCACGACCACGGUUAGUAAUGGUGGAACAGCGAUCGCACCAUCCACGAUCAGUCCGGACCGGCGUCAGACAUCAACCUGCAGCAGUCUGGUGCUUGGGUUCAGCCAUACGGCACAGAACAGCACGCUAAGUGUGGCCACUAGCACCUGUCUGGAUCACGACAUCAACGAGGAAGAAGAGGAGUCACAUUCGGGCGUGUAUACGAUCGCACACGUACCUCCAACCGAGACGAGUGGCGUUUACACGAUGAACAGCAGCGAACUGACGGGUCAAUCCUCGGAGAUGGCAGAGUCGGAAUCGCACGAAAGCUCGCACUAUGGUAGCUUCCAUCCGUGUCGCAGUGAGAUGGCGGAUCCCCUAGAACCUGUCGAUUCGGUUGACGGUGACUACCGACCACGGUUGGAUAGUGGGCUGAACAGUGAGUUCCGGAUGCGAUCAGACUCGAACGUCAGUGCUGCUGGGUCGUUCCGCGGUGAUGGUAGUGAUCCUACAGAUAACAAGCAUUCUCUGCUGAGUGCCGAGGAACUGACGGAUCUGAUCGUGGGACGAGGUACCUAUCCAUCGCGAAAAACCGUCAGCCAUACACUCGAUUCGGACUGCGAUUACGUGACGCUGCCAUUGCCACUCGAAGGAGAGAGUUAUCUCCAAGGCAGCGAGGACACCGCACCCACCGAGGAUGAGUACGACGAUGAAGUGUUGCCACCAGCACCACCUAAACGCAUCGACAGCACCAUGGCCAGCUCGUCAGUGGUGGUUAGUCGUCCUCCACAACUAUCUCCGUCGGUGGAACCGAGCGUAAGUGCUCCACCACCUCCACCUCCGUACAACGCACACCACGAAACGACGGGUCUACGAGGUCCGGACAUCCGAGCACACGCAGUUCCAGAUCCAGAAGCACCUGCUAUACCUCUGCGAGAUCCUCCACCAUACCCACAAAAGCCUGUAGCGAUGCGUAAGACCAGUCCAGCAGUUCCGGUGGCUCCUGUGGCCGAAGAAGUGCCCGCAAGAUUCAUCACGACGCGACCUCAGAUCAACAUCCUGAAGGCACACGCUAGUGUGGUCGGUGAAACACCCAAACCGAGCUUCGCCGCACCAACAGUCAACAAUAUCGGCAACCUAUCAACAUCAACACCUCCACCACCGCCAGUACCAUCCAGUAGUGCUGUCGGACUGCAGGCGUACAAUCUUCACGCAAAUCACCAAGCCAUCGCAUCACCUCCACCGCCUUAUCCGGAGAUGCCGAAACCACCGCCACAUCGGACGACAGCCUGCGUCCUUUUACCCGUCAUCAAACCCCGCCAGUACCACCCACCACCACCACCCACGAUGCCACGUCAACCACCACCACCACCUCCACCUCACUCACUGGCCACAGUCUACACGAGUCAGCUGGCACGAUCGCAGAUCGAGCUAUACCAGCAACAGCUGUACAGUGACGUCGACUACGUGAUCUACCCGAUCCAGGAUCCAGCGAUCAGCCAGCAAGAGUAUCUGGACGCGAAGCAGGGCUCAAUCCUUGCGGCAAUGGCACAGAGUCCUCCGCCACCACCUUACCUCGCGUACCACACAGUACGAGCGCACAAUCGCAGCUGGGAUGCGUGCAAAAAUCACGCCAUCUAUCGGAGCACGCCGUACCUAUCGAUGGCGCUAUCUUCGAACUCACGGUACGCCUCCACGCAGAACCUUUCCGACACGUAUGUGCAGCUCCCGGGGGCCUAUUCGCCUUUGUACAGCCCGUCGGUUGCGAGUCUCUGCUCCUCGUAUGAACCUCCACCACCACCACCGUUGCGUCCUCGACCUCUGGCGGCUGCGAAAGCCGUAGCUGCCCUACCCCCGAACGGUGGUCAUGUGCCGAUGUCCGCUGGUCCAUCACCUGCUCUUUUUGCGAGGUCCCGAUCGGAUGACAACAUCCUUAAUUCGGUGGAGAACGCACCGAAGAUCCGUCGUCAACCCCCACCGCCACCACCACCGCCGUACGAGAGCAAGAAGGCCAUCCGGAAACCACCGUUGCCGCUUCCAACGCCACCGACACCGAUCGAGAAGCCUGCGUUCUUGAAACCACCGAUCGCCAUUCCGAGCCCCGAGCGACCUCCGGAAGUGCCCGCCAAACCAACGCCUCCGAAACCGAGUGGUCCGAGCGCGAAGCUGCAGGCACAGAUCAAGAAGCAGUAUCCGGACUUCGACAUGAGCACGCUGACGUCCGGAGCCGGAGAUCGAGCGACCGGAAGCGAUCGUACCUCGAUCGACAUUAAGACAUUGCGUGAGAAGAGCAAACACCUCGAUCUGCCGCUUAUAUCCGCGCUCAUGCACGAUCGAUCGCUGUUGAAGCAAACGCGUGCCUUCGUCAUGCCGAAACACCCGAAAGUGAACGGUUCGAAUGGUGGAAUGCCCAACGGUUCGACGGGAUCGUUAACACCCGGAUCUCCCGCGAUCAACGGUGAUCAGCCGAACGGUGGAGAUCCUUCACCGAAAUCCAAGUACCCCGUGUCGGGGCUGUCGACGACGCAGCUGGCUAAACCGAGGAAAACCUCCGCAAGUCAUCGGCAUCCGAACGACAAGCUGCCACCGUUGCCAGGCCAAACCGGGCCCGGUCAAACUGGACCGACGGCUGAGGGCAACAACUACGUCAUGGACCCCACACCGACACCGAUCAAGCAGAAGAGCUUCAGCUCCUCCCAACCCAGUGUCUAG